Molecule: messenger RNA, 3110 nt
Organism: Quercus lobata
Lineage: Eukaryota; Viridiplantae; Streptophyta; Magnoliopsida; Fagales; Fagaceae
Product: WPP domain associated protein
Exons: 5
Coding region: 2-3031 (1009 amino acids)
Source: RefSeq, a predicted model, not a curated record
GAUGGAUGGUAGGUUUAGAGUCUCUUUAACAGACUCGACAAUGAUGUGCAUUGUGCACCAAGCAAUGGAUAAAGCACAUGAGAAAGUAAAAUCCAAAGAAGGUGUUGUGGAGCGCUUGAAUGAGAUAUCAAAAUUCUACGAGUUGGCGGUAAUGCAGUUAGAAGGAUGUCUGAAGUUUGUGCAAGAUGAGACAGACAACUGCGUACUUGACAGCGAUCAGGAGGAGGUGCUCGCGGACUUAACAAAAAUUAGAGACCGCCUUCAAGGACGUCUUAAGGAGUCGGAGCUAGCUAUUUCAGAAAAGGACAGAGAGUUAACAGAGAGAAUGGAAAAUGAAUUGAAGCUUAAUCAAGCAUUGGAACUAAAAGAAAGAGAAUUGGUUUCGUUGCGGGCUAAACUUGAGCUUGAAAGAAAGAAGAGUGAAGGGAUUGAGGAGUUUGUUCUUGGGGAUGAAGAUAGAGAUGGUGAAUUUUGUGAACUGAAGCAUUCAGUGGAUCAACAGGUACGGAAUAUCAAACAAAAACUUGGGCCUGAUUACAAAUUAAUAGGUGAAGAAAGAAAUAGAGGUAUUGACAACAAAAAGAUUGAACAAAUGGGCUUAGACAUAGAUAUGUUGAAGGAAACUUUAGACCUUGCUUUUGCAAAGAUGCAAAGUGCUAUUUUUUUGUCACGGAUGGGGCCAAUAGAGCAGCAAUGGAGGUGGUCUAUAGAGAAAGAUACAAUUUAUGUGUUGAUUAAAGGGUUAAUGAGGAAUUUCCAAGAGAGUUUUGAAACAAAAGUGAAGAAGCAAGUUCUUAUUGGCUUGAAUGAGCAUUGGUCUGAUUUGAUGAAUGAAGUUGCAAGCUUGCGCUGUGAACUCGAGCCACUUUGUAGUCAAAAUGACAUGCAGGGGAGUAGUGUUAAGGCACAUAAUGCUUCAGCCGCUCCAUCACUUGCAGGAGGCAAUAAAAUUUCUAAUGUAGAAGGAGAAAAGUCUUCACCUGAAAAUGAAUGCAAUAGAACACGAAAAUCCUCCUUGAAAGUUGAAGAGGCAGAUCAUAAGGAAAAGCGUACUGAGAAGGAACAAGAAGUGGAUGAAAGUCACCAUGUGGCUAAGAUGAUAAAAAAUCAUGAGUCUUUUAUUCAGAAAAAAAGUGAAGAGCUGAAUUGGCUUAAGCGAGAAAUUCUUCGAGAAAAAGAGUUUUCAUUCAGGAGAGAAAAGGACACUCAAAGCCUGAAAAGAAGAAUCCAAGAAGUUGUUGUGAGAUUGGACAAUUUAAUGGAUUGGAAUACUAAGCUGGGAAAAACUUUAGGCUACCAUGAAGCUGCACAUGGGGAUGAGAAUUUUCUUGAGAAGAGGGAAUUACAAUUUCGAGAGAACACUGAUAAUUUGGCAGAUGUCUGGGAGAAGAUUGAUAGAGUUACAGUUUCUUAUGUAUUACGGGAAGAGCAACGAAAUGAGAUAUGGAGGCUAAGACAAGACAAAGAAGAUGCAUAUUUGCAAACCAUGAUAAUGGAGGAGAUCCAUAUUACCCUUCUCAAAGGUUUAAUGAAAGAAGUUAACAUUGAAUCAUACUACUAUGAUUUAGAGAACUUGAUACGCGAGGACAUAUAUAAAGACGUGUUCAGGGAAAUGGUAAGGCAGUGGAAUGAGAACUUUGAAAGUGACAAAAUUGAUGCCCAGAUUAGAAAAGAGAUAUUUUUCAUCGUCUUUAGCGAGGCAUUGAAGAAUUAUGGUUCAAAUCAUGACUUUGCAUUAUUGGAGUUUCAAGAUAUCGGGGCUGUUAGUAAUUUGGUAGAAGACUCAACAUCUACUAACAAGUUAUUUAGUAUAGAGGGUGCUGUAGGGGAGGAUUUACAGGCAGCCUUGUUCGGGGGAAUUUUUAAAGAACAAAGCAAAUGCGCAGAAGGUUAUAUCACUGAAAGCUUGAAUAGAGAAGAGAUAUAUAGGGUAGUCUUUAGUGAAACCAUCAAAAGCAUUGUUAGCACUGCCAAUACCAGGGAGUUUUUCCUAAGUGCAGAAAGUCUUGUAAAGGAGGAUGUCUGUAUGCUUUUAUUUAGGGAGAUGGUGAAGGAAUUGAAGAUGGGCAUAGACGCAUAUAAUAUGGAGAGUCUAAUAUGGGAAGACAUAUUUAAGUUUGUCACUGUAGAGGCAGUGAAAGAUGCCUUUGUCUUGCAUAGAGAAGAUGAGUCCCGAAUUCAAGACAAUCUCAAUGGAGACAUGCUCUCUCCUAAUGGGAUAUAUAAUGAUCUACAGGAUACUGGAGAGGGGAAUUUAAUGCAACAACUAGAUUCUCUAUCACAAUCUUUUCAGUUGGAGGAAAAUCUGAUGCUAAGUGCAAGUUCUGAAUUAAAGGAAUACACUACACAGCUUGACCUUUUGGGCUUGAAAAGUGAAGAGAUAGAUGGGCAUCAGAUAUUUGAAGAGUUUCCAAUUGAUGAGGAACACACUUUCAGUUCAGUAAGCGGUAAGCUAGAGAAGGCCUUGCAACAAUUGGUCUCGAGUAAGUCACUAUUAGGUGAAUUGGGAUCUUGUUUAGGUGUUGGCAUUGGUGAUUUAGAAGAGGGUCAUGAUCAGAUGACUCCUAGAGUUGGUGUUCAACAUGUUGGACAGCCCUCCUUUCACUCUUUAAAAGAUAAUGAAGAGGAGCAGUUAGAUACACCAGUUUCUAUCUUAUCACCUCUCCUGGGAUUUAUGCAAGCGCUAGUGGAUUUUGAGCACAAGGUACACAAAAAUUUAAGGAUGAACAUUCUGAGGUUGGAAGAAGUGAAGUACAAUUUAGAUCCGCUUAUUGGGCUAGUGGCCUCUUUGAGAAAUAAGGAAUUGCUUUACCGGAAGGCCUUUUUUAGGAAAUGCCAGAAUCUGCAGAAGGCUGAAGUUGAGGUAGAUUUGCUAGGUGAUCAAGUGGAUGUCCUUCUAGGCCUACUUGAGAAGAUAUACACAACACUGCAGCACUAUUCACCAGCUUUGCAGCAGUACUUUGAGGUCUCUGACAUUUUGAAUUUGAUUAAGAAGGAACUAACUGGAAGAGCUGUUCAUAUAUCCAAUUAGACUCUGUAAACUGUGUUUCAUUUCUAUUCUUCUACUGCUUCUCUUCCCUGACUUCAACACUUGUUUGAACGCUGCAUCG